CGCAGAGCGGGCGCAGGCGCAGAGCGGGCGCAGGCGCAGAGCGGGCGCAGGCGCAGAGCGGGCGCAGGCGCAGAGCGGGCGCAGGCGCAGAGCGGGCGCAGCAUGGCGGGCCCGGGGCUGGUGGCCGGCGACGUGGUGGUGGACGCGCUGCCCUACUUCGACCAGGGCUACGAGGCGCCGGGAGUCCGUGAGGCGGCCGCGGCGCUGGUGGAGGAGGAGACGCGGCGGUACCGGCCGACGAAGAACUACCUCAGUUACCUGCCGGCGCACGACUACAGCGCCUUUGAGACCGAGAUCAUGCGGAACGAGUUCGAGCGCCUGGCGGCCCGGCAGCCCCUCGAGCUGCUCAGCAUGAAAAGGUACGAGCUGCCGGCCCCGUCCUCCGGGCAGAAGAACGAUAUCACGGCGUGGCAGGAGUGUGUGAACAACUCCAUGGCGCAGCUGGAGCACCAGGCGGUCCGCAUCGAGAACCUGGAGUUAAUGUCGCAACACGGCUGUAAUGCUUGGAAGGUGUACAACGAGCAUCUGGUUCAUAUGAUAGAACAAGCCCAGAAAGAGCUUCAGAAGUUAAGGAAAAACAUUCAAGAUCUGAACUGGCAACGAAAGAACAUGCAGCUCACAGCUGGGGCUAAGCUACGAGAAAUGGAAUCUACAUGGGUCUCUCUUGUCAGUAAAAAUUACGAGAUUGAACGAACUAUUGUGCAGCUAGAAAAUGAAAUUUCACAAAUCAAACAGCAGCAUGGAGAAGCAAACAAGGAGAACAUCCAGCAAGACUUCCAGUGACUCUACUGUCUUACUGCAGCAUACGUUAAAAAAACAAAACAAAAAACUUUGGAGAUGCUGUGCGUUUGUAGACACCUCUAGUUGCGGGUGUGUAAGGUGAUAAGAAGGUAUUUUCAUAAUUUCUUUUUCUGGUUUUAAAUUCUAGGAUGAGGCAGCGUAGGCCCAAAACAUCCUGCCCAAGUGUAUUACGGGCACAGUUAAACGUACUGUGAAUUGUUUCACUUUUUGUAUACCUAAAGUAGGAGCUCUUAGAAAACACCCCCCGUUCCAUGUUUUCGCAUGCUCCCUGAUGCCUUCAAUAAACGCUGUUUAUUAUUUGUA
Molecule: messenger RNA, 1104 nt
Organism: Chroicocephalus ridibundus (black-headed gull)
Lineage: Eukaryota; Metazoa; Chordata; Aves; Charadriiformes; Laridae
Gene: BCAS2
Product: BCAS2 pre-mRNA processing factor
Exons: 7
Coding region: 103-783 (226 amino acids)
Biological process (GO): mRNA processing
Cellular component (GO): precatalytic spliceosome; catalytic step 2 spliceosome; Prp19 complex
Source: RefSeq, a predicted model, not a curated record